Messenger RNA from Suillus subalutaceus, 1232 nucleotides. Its product is annotated as NUDIX hydrolase domain-like protein. NCBI's taxonomy places the organism in Eukaryota, Fungi, Basidiomycota, Agaricomycetes, Boletales, Suillaceae. Bases 107 to 898 code for a protein of 263 amino acids. Gene Ontology annotation, molecular function: coenzyme A diphosphatase activity. The record is from RefSeq and is a predicted model, not a curated record. The transcript is spliced from 4 exons.
GCAUAACCUAUUUUCCCAUUGAGCGACCUGGACUAGUCUUGUAACAAAGUUACUAGUACGAAUACUAGCAGUAUCCGCGUCCGUUUGUUUCUAGUAUCAUGGAGAUAUGUUGUCUAGGACGUUCAUAACAGCCGCAGCACAUGCAUCAACCCUCCACGUCCACCCUUCCACGUCCAUCAUAUCCCUAACCUCCCCCUUCACCCGCAGCUCCCUACGCACCCUCCAAAGCGCCAUUAUCGCGCAUGCAACAACGUCCAAGACUCCAGUGAUUUCAGGAGAAGUUAACGCAGCAGUCCUUGUUCCGCUGUGUAACGUCGAUGGCGUACCCGGUGUGCUACUGGAACUGCGAGGCGGUAAACUGAGGUCCCAUGCUGGCGAAGUUAGCUUCCCUGGUGGAAGGGUCGACCCAGCAGACGCAUCGUUUCUAGCUGCUGCGCUUAGAGAAACACGAGAAGAAGUAGGUCUAGAUGAUGGGCAGAUCGACAUUCUUGGCCAAUUUGGCCCGCCUGAGCAAAGUCUCAUGGGUCUCAGAGUUUGGCCUUACGUCGGCUUCGUAUACCCACGUGGCAGUUAUGGAACAGAUACCGGAUCCCUAGAUGAUCCCUUGCCCUCCAUCUCGCUUUCCUCACUCACAAUAUCUCAGGCCGAGGUGGCGACCGUCUUCCAUCUUCCCCUCUCCGCAUUUACAUCCCCUGCGCGUAUCAGGCCCGACAUGUUCCGCGCCGCCAGCCCAUAUUGGGCAAUUGAUGUCUCUGACCUUGUGCAGGGGUUCGAGGGGGUAAACAAUUCAUUGGGACAUCCGGAAGUGGGUAACGGGAAGGAGGGACGUUUAGAAGUUUGGGGGUUGACAGGUUGGUACAUGUCAUCGCUUAUGAGAAUUUUAAAGGUAUACACUUGAGUAAGUAGUGAUGUAUGUGGAGGUCCGUGAGACCAUCCUCGAGAAACUGAGCACACAAGCUCGUUCAGGAGCACUGUUCGAUGAUCUACCUCAAGCUGAACUUUCGUUUUACAUCCAACCUGUGGUGUACGGCGAUUGCCUUGCUUAUGUACAUGCAAGCAAAGAGACACCUGUGUCGUCCUGUAUAUGAAGCACAAUCACCACUUUGUGUACUUCCCCACGCCUUGAAAUCCUUCAUGUAGUGGAAUGACACGACGGGACACGCGGUGACGACAUCUUUCGUAUUGGUGCCGGCAGAACCCCCAAGGUUGACGGACAGGCUACGAGGUUUGAA